Messenger RNA from Rhineura floridana, 1378 nucleotides. RefSeq names its product DET1 and DDB1 associated 1 (gene DDA1). Lineage: Eukaryota; Metazoa; Chordata; Lepidosauria; Squamata; Rhineuridae. The transcript has 5 exons. The record is from RefSeq and is a predicted model, not a curated record. Gene Ontology annotation, cellular component: Cul4-RING E3 ubiquitin ligase complex. Gene Ontology annotation, biological process: positive regulation of proteasomal ubiquitin-dependent protein catabolic process. Bases 198 to 506 code for a protein of 102 amino acids.
CAGCUGCGAAGGCGACAGGAGGGGUGGGCGGAUGUUCUGGAAUGGCGGCCGCGCGAGCCAAUGGUGCGCCCGCUUCCGCCUAGAGCGGCCCAUUCGGCGCCCGCGGUGGGCGCGGCCGAGCGGGCAGCCCCGGGAGGAGGUUCAGCAGGCGGAGAGGGGGGUGAGAAGUUGCUGCGGAGGCGCCUCUUUGGGGGAAGAUGGCUGAUUUUCUGAAAGGGUUGCCUGUCUACAAUAAAAGCAACUUUAGCCGGUUCCACGCAGACUCCGUAUGUAAAGCGUCGAAUCGAAGACCAUCAGUUUAUCUGCCCACACGGGAAUACCCAUCGGAACAAAUCAUAGUAACAGAAAAGACAAACAUUCUCUUGCGUUACCUACAUCAGCAGUGGGACAAAAAGAAUGCAGCGAAAAAAAGAGACCCUGAACAGGGUGAAAUAGAAGGUGAAAAUUCUGCCCCGCCGCGCAAAAUCGCCCGGACAGACAGCCAAGAUAUGAACGAGGACACUUAAAAAACAAAUCAAAAAACUUUUGCUUGUCUUCUGUGUUAACAUUUACAGGGGCUUCCUGUGUGGGUUUUUCUUUUGGUCACAUUUCCACAACCACCCUUCCUUGCCCACCUCCCUCUCGCCCUCCCUUCACUAUGCAGCCCAAACCAUUUCUGACUUCGUAGGAGCCAAUGUAUUUAUUUGUUUGUGUGCAUGGGGAAAGUGUGUGGGGGUGGGUGGGAAGUGCGUGAGGGGGAAGAGAGGCCUCUUCGUCCAUUUUUUUAAAUUAUUAUUUAUGCACUCUCCUUCCCUCCCCCUGGUGAAGCAAGUCAGAAAACAAAUGAUGUCUAAACUGUGAUCAAUGCCUUUUUUAAAAAAAGAAGAAAAAGACCCCCACUUUUGUGGCUGUUAUUUGCCCCAUCCUUCCCCACCAUGUUUCUACUAAUGUGGACUGUUCUUCAUGGGGGGAGCCCAGUUCAUGCUGAACACCCCUUUUCCCAUCACACGUUUUCCUUGUGGAAAGGGCUGGAUUGAUUUUUUUCCCCUUCCUGCAGCCCUCCUAAUCUGUUUUGAGGUGGGGAGACAAAAUCCUCUCCCAUUUUCUGACAAGAAAUCCAAGAAAAUCGAUUGCGAUGUCCCUCUUCAGUGGAUGGUCCCCAUCGGAUACGUUCAUUUUGCUGAAAACUGUUCUAACUGUCUUGUCUUUUCUUUUUUAACCAUUUUUAGUCUUGUCUCCUGGGGAGUUUGUUAGCAUGCCAGCUAUAGAUUGCAAGGGAAAAAUAUGUUUCUGCUUUGACCCCCCCCGUCUCUCUCCCCCCUGCUGCUCAGAGCACCCUUUGAAUGGACCAGUCCUGUGCAACUUCUCCAGUAGAAUAAAGAAAGAUCUUUUCUCACCA